AUGGCUAUAAAGAACAUCAACUGCAUCACCAUUCUUCUGGCGGUGUACACGGUGGUUGUCGCGGCAAAGCUUCAACGUUUUGAUCAUCUGCCGUCAAAGAUGGAUGGGUCUAUCGAUAUUUUGGUGAUUGGUGAUUGGGGACGUAAAGGACUUUACAACCAAUCCGAUGUUGCUUUCCAGAUGGGAAAAGUGGGAGAAAUUUUGGAUGCAGACUUCAUCAUAUCAACCGGUGACAACUUCUACGAGGAUGGCUUAAUUGACGAGGAAGACCCUUUGUUUGUUGAGUCGUUUACUGAUAUAUAUACAGCAUCAAGCUUACAAAAACAAUGGUAUGCAGUGUUGGGGAAUCAUGACUAUCGGGGCAAUGUGUUGGCGCAACUUAGCCCUGCCCUCACACAAAGGGAUAGCAAAUGGCUCUGCCUUAGGUCCUUUAUCGUAAAUUCUGGAAUUGUGGAAUUUUUCUUCGUCGAUACAACACCGUUUCAAGAUAAGUAUUUCACGGAGGAAGAACAUACAUAUGAUUGGAGAGGUGUGCUUCCUAGAGAAGAUUACCUCUCAAACGUCUUGAAGGAAGUUGAUAUGGCACUCAAAGAAUCAAGUGCCAAGUGGAAAAUUGUGAUUGGCCAUCAUACAAUUUUUAGUGCUGGUUCUCAUGGAAAUACCCAAGAGCUUGUAGAUCAACUUUUACCCAUCCUUGAGGCAAGGAAAGUGGAUCUUUACAUAAAUGGGCAUGAUCAUUGCUUGCAGCACAUUAGCAGUCAAAACAGUCAACUUCAGUUUCUAACGAGUGGAGGUGGGUCAAAGGCAUGGCGGGGUGAGAUCAACGAUUGGGACUCUAACGAAAUGAAGUUCUAUUACGAUGGUCAGGGAUUCAUGACACUUGGAAUUGCGGAAAAUGAAGUCAAUGUGGCUUUCUAUGAUGUCGUUGGCAAGAUCCUACACACAUGGAGUACCUCCAAGUAUACACAUAUGGACUCGUAAAUGAGCAUUGAUUAUUCAUUUAUAUAGGCACAUCGA
Molecule: messenger RNA, 1017 nt
Organism: Cynara cardunculus var. scolymus (artichoke)
Lineage: Eukaryota; Viridiplantae; Streptophyta; Magnoliopsida; Asterales; Asteraceae
Product: purple acid phosphatase 8-like
Exons: 7
Coding region: 1-981 (326 amino acids)
Molecular function (GO): acid phosphatase activity; ferrous iron binding; ferric iron binding
Source: RefSeq, a predicted model, not a curated record